Messenger RNA from Trichoderma breve, 1632 nucleotides. Its product is annotated as major facilitator superfamily domain-containing protein. NCBI's taxonomy places the organism in Eukaryota, Fungi, Ascomycota, Sordariomycetes, Hypocreales, Hypocreaceae. Gene Ontology annotation, molecular function: transmembrane transporter activity. Gene Ontology annotation, biological process: transmembrane transport. The coding region runs from base 1 to 1632 and encodes 543 amino acids. The record is from RefSeq and is a predicted model, not a curated record. The transcript is spliced from 7 exons.
AUGAACCAGGUUUCGCAACAGCGCGCUCUCCAAGAUAUCGAGAAUGAGCUCGAUAUCACGAUCCUCCCUGGGACAGAGGUGAUGGUAGAUGUCGGGUCACAUCACUUCAUCAAGUCCGGAAAUGGUGGCGGAGAGGCGCGCGUCCUUGUUCCUCAGCCUUCUGACGAUCCCCUUGACCCAUUGAACUGGACCUACACCUGGAAGCUUAUCACGAUCAUUUGCGCCAGCUUUGUCUCCAUAAGUCAAAAUCUUGGUCCUCUCGCAAAUGCACCUUUAUUUGGCUUAUACAUGGAGGAAUGGAACGUUAGCUUAGCAGACGCCGUUCAAACGACAGCUGUGGCGAUCCUUGUUCUCGGUUUCAGCAAUUUAAUAUGGAUUCCGAUCUCAACAUGUUUUGGUCGAAGACCAGCCCUCAUUUUCAGUACUUUGAUCUGCACAGUGUCCUCAAUUUGGAGAGUUCGAUCAACAAGUUACAAGUCCUUUCUCGGAGCAUCUGCUCUGAAUGGUUUCGGUGCCGGACCUUGCGAGAGUUUGAUGCCACAGAUAAUUGCCGACAUUAUUUUCCUCCACGAUCGCGGUAAAUACCAGACAUUAUACUUUUCUAUCUACUUUGGGUCUCUCUCUAUCGGCCCCAUCAUAGCUGGCAGCAUGGCAGAACGAUUUGGAUGGCGGAGCUUCUGGUGGCUAAAUACAGGGUUGCUCAUCUUUACUCUAUUUCUCAACAUUGCCUUACUUCCAGAGACACGUUUUGCGCGGAAAACAGAGAACAAGACAGUAUCAGACCCUACUCCUCUUAUCGAUGAACCUGAAAUCAAGGGCAGUUCUGUUGUCGAUCACUCAGAAGAUGCUUCCGGUCAGGAGCCUCAAGACACAUGGCUAUCGCGUGGACAUCCGUCUCUCAAGCAAUUCAAGCUCUGGGGGCCUUACCAGGGAAACAUUUUGCAAGAGUUUUGGCUUCCAUGGUAUCUCCAUGCCUUUCCAAUUGUUGAAUUCGCCGCCUUUACUGUCUCUUUCUCAGCAUCCGGCUUUCUGGUGGCCAACUUGACCCAGCAGCAGUUUUUUGGAGCGCCACCUUACAACUUCUCGACCCAAUCAGUCGGCUUUACCAACUUUGCCAUAUUUACGGGUAGCAUGAUUGGGCUACUGACAUCAGGCCCAUUAUCAGAUUGGGUUGCGAAUUACUUCACUAAGCGCAACAGGGGCAUCAGAGAGCCGGAAAUGCGAUUGAUCGCAAUGUUGCCUUACACUUUGAUCAUGAUCAUCGGGCUUGUUGUAGUUGGUGUUGGUUAUAGCCGGCUAUGGUCGUGGAAAGUCAUUGUUAUUAUCGGCUACACUUGCCUCGGAAUGCAAGUGACAAGUUUGCCGAGUAUCGCGUCCACUUACGCUAUUGACAGCUACAAACCAGCCACGGGCGCUAUUUUCGUUACAAUUACCAUUAACAAGAAUCUGUGGGGCUAUGGUUUUGGCAAGUUCAUCACACCUUGGACAGAGCAGAUUGGGUACCUCGCGCCACUCAUGACACUCAUGACCUUGAUCACAUUCUUUUGCAGCUUCGGUAUUCUUUUUUGGUUCUGUGGUAAAUACUUCCGUGGAUUGACGAAGAAUUCGUUCCUACACAAACUAGACAGUUAA